UGGAGGGGGUUUGGCUCCCUGCGUAAUCUGACCCCGGCGCUCGGCUCUUUAAAGGAAUAAAGGAUGAAUUUACUGAAUGGAGAUCUGCUGAAACGUCUCCUGAGUUCAGAGCAGGACUGAAAACUCAUAAAGACGAAGCGGCGGAGAAUGAAUCAUUUGGAAGAGACAGUUUUCAGAGAGUUUACGAACAUUGGAGGCGCAGCGCUGCGAUGCGAUGCGUAAUGUGAAGUGAAAACAUUCAAGUUAAUAUUUCGGCCGGUCAAAAGGACAGUCACAAGGUUGGCAGACUGGCACAGAUGGCAGAGGUGAUGGAGGGCAGCACAGACACGGCAGCGGUGCCCAACACCAGUAUAGACUGGCAGAAAAGAUGCAUCACCCUGGAGACGCAGCUCAUGAGGUUUCGCCUGCAAGCGGGAAAAAUUCGGCACCUACUUGCUGAGAGGAUGCAAGAGUUAGAACAUAGAGUGACAGAGGCUGACCAGCGAGCAGAGAAUGCUGAAAAACAGGUCCACAUUAUGGAGGAGAAACUGAAGUCUGCAAACAUGCAACCCAGCGAAUCAGAAAAUUCAUUGUACAAGCGUUAUCAAGAGCUGAGCAGUCAAAUGCAGGAGAAAGACAUGAUCAUACAGAGACUUGAAGCACAACUGGAAAAGCAGAACUUGGUUCGAGCCCAAGAAGCCAAGAUUUUAGAGGAGAAGGCUGCUAAAAUCAAAGACUGGGUCACGUUUAAGUUACGAGAGAUGGAAUCAGAGAAUCAGCAGUUGAAGAAGGCCAACCUGAAGCAGGCAGAGCAGAUCAUUAUACUGCAGGACAAGCUUCAAACUGUUCUUGAGAGGCCCAUGUCUCCAGCUGUGGAUGCCCACCUGGUCCCCUCCAGUCCCCUCCACCCUCCCAGCUGCCCUGGGACACCCCCUGCCCAAGAGGAGAGUUGGAGACUGACAGGAUCUCUCAUAACUGCAGCAAACUCUACAGAUAGCAAGAGGAAAAUCACAGAAGGUUGUGACUCUGCAUUUCAUAGUGCGUCCAUACUUCCCACAAUACAAGACAAAGCAGACAACUCUCUCAAGGCUAGUCAGGAUGGGAUUGAUUGCACAAUCCUGGUAAUGGAGGGGGUGGAGUCUUCUUUUGGAGUGACAUGUGAGAGAGCAUUGGGAGGAGCCUUAGACAGAGAUCACUCCUCUGAUGAGCUCAACAGCAAAUUCCGUUCCCAGCGCCUACGAUCUUCCUCCUCAUCCUCUUCCUCAUCCUCCUCAGCAUACGAGACCCCUGGUCCUGGUGGCUUUGACACGCCCACCCCCACUCCUAAAAGCCCUACACCCGCACCCCUAUCCCCCCCAUUAAUCUGCCUCCCUCUGUCAUGCCCCUUUCCUCUGGCCUUACCCUCAGGCACAAGCAUGACCCUUCCCAAAGUUCGCACCCCAUUAACCCCUCGUGACAGCAUUCAACUCGUGAAGAAGCACCACAGUCAGCCACAACCCGGCAUCGAGCGCCUCCACCAGGUCAGCAUCAACAUCGAUAUUGGAAACUGCUCCUCUCCAUCUUGCCAUAGUCUUUUCCAAGGUUCAAUGCCCACACAUGGGCUAGAGGAGACGGACAUUAAUGAAGGACCUCCAGAGAGCAUGGAGGGUGUGGUGGAGGGACUACAGAUGGAAGCAUUGCCCUCUGAUGGAGGCUUAUAUGAUGGGUUGGCCAAGGAACUGGAGAUGUUAGAUCCAGAAGCUCUUAAACCACCUACUCCACCUCUACACCGAUUCCCCUCUUGGGAAAGUCGCAUCUACGCAGUAGCUAAAUCAGGAAUGAGAGUCUCAGAGGCCUGUCUUGGAGCCAAGACUAUUGGGAGAGUAUCCACCCAACCUCAGCACUCUGCUGUUGGCCCCUUCGCCCACCUCAUUUAUAAGAACAUCAGUGUUCCGGUGUACUCAACACUUAAAGGGAAGGCGACUCAGAUCAGCAGUGUUCCUCUCCCAGAUGAUGACUCUGGCUCAGAGGAUGACAGCAGCUCAUUGGCCAGCCUGCACACAUCUACACUAGGGCCAGAAAAGAAGGGCAGUACUCCUGGCAGCCCCCGCGCUGUCAAAAGAGGUGUGUCCAUGUCCUCUAUCAGUUCUGAGAGUGACUAUGCCAUUCCUCCUGAUGCAUAUUCGCUGGACAGUGACUGCUCUGAGCCCGAACACAAGGUCCAGCGCACAUCGUCCUACUCCUGUGAGAGCAUCGGGCCGGACACUCUGGAGAAAGCGGGUUACUUGUUGAAGAUGGGCAGUCAGGUGAAGGCAUGGAAGAGGCGCUGGUUUAUUCUGAGAAAUGGAGAGAUCUUAUAUUAUAAGUCUCCGAGUGACGUGAUCCGGAAACCUCGGGGCCAAAUGGAGCUGAACUCCUCUUGUCAGAUCACCCGUGGAGAGGGAGCUCAGACAUUCCAGUUAAUAACAGAGAAGAAGACCUUUUACCUGGCUGCUGACUCUCCCAAUAUCCUGGAGGACUGGAUCAGAGUUCUACAGAAUGUUCUGAAGGUUCAGGCCAGUGGACCCGUUUCCAUGGAUAAGGAAGCCAAACCCACAGUGCGAGGCUGGCUAACUAAGGUGAAACAUGGUCAUUCAAAGCUUGUGUGGUGUGCUUUGUUUGGGAAAGUGUUCUACUAUUACCGUAACCAGGAUGACAAGUUCCCACUGGGUCAGCUACGAGUUCGGGAAGCACGGGUGGAAGAAGUGGACAGGUCAUGCGACUCUGAUGAGGAUUAUGAAGCAGGUGGGCGGGGCUUCCUCUCCUCUCACUUCACUUUAGUGGUCCAUCCCAAAGAGCAAAGCCCCACCUACCUGCUUGUUGGCACCAAACAAGAAAAGGACACCUGGUUGUACCACUUGACUGUUGCAAUGGGCAGUUGUGCAAGCCUCAAGGUGGGCACAGAGUAUGAACAUCUGAUUGGCAAGCUGCUUGAUGUAGACGGAGACCCAGACUCCGCAAUGUGGAAAUGUGAAGUGCUGUGCUUCAGUAAGGAGGGUCUUCGUUCCCCCCUCACCACUCUCCCCUCUGAAGCACUUCAAACAGAGGCUCUCAAACUCUUUAAGUCAUGCCAGCUCUUCAUUAAUGUGCUGGUGGAGUCUCCCUCCAUAGACUACCACACCUCGCUGGCCCAGAAUGCACUGCAGGUGUGCCUAACACAUCCAGAACUGCAGAAUGAGAUGUACUGUCAGCUGAUCAAACAGACCAACUGUCGCACUCCACACAACUACGCUCUCACACAGUGCUGGCAGCUGUUAUCAUUGUGUGUGGCUCUCUUCCUGCCCCAGCAUCACUUUCUGUGGUACCUGAGGCAGUACCUGCAGCGGAACGCAGAUCCCAGGAAUGAGGUGGGGAAAUAUGCUGUGUACUGUCAGAGGUCAGUGGAGAGAACUUUGCAGAAUGGAGAGAGAGAGGCCAAGCCUUCACGGAUGGAGGUGCUUUCUAUUCUGCUGCGAAACCCUUACCAUCACUCCCUACCCUUCAGCAUACCCGUUCACUUCAUGAACAACACUUAUGAGGUUGUAGGUUUUGAUGGCUCCACCACAGUGGAGGAGUUCCUAAACACACUGAACCAGAGGGCAGGCAUGAGGAAGCCCCAGUUUUCAGGCUUUGCUCUCUUCACUGAUGACCCCUUUGGCAAAGACCUGGAGCACUGCCUGCAGCCCAGCAAUAAAAUAUGUGACGUGAUCUCCAAGUGGGAACAAGCACUGAAAGAACUUCAUCCUGGAAAAUAUGAAGGAACACGGAUUGUCCGCCUGACUUAUAAAAGCAGGCUGUGUUUCCGAGCUCAGGCUAAGGGAGAGACUGAGCGAGAGCGCCUCCUGUUGGCAUAUCAAGUAAACGAUGAGGUACAACAAGGGCACUUCCCUGUCAGUAAGGAACUGGGCCUGGAAGUGGCUGCGUUGAUGGCACAGGUUGAGCAUGGUGACCUUGACCGCCCAGCAAUGUCUCCCACUGGUUCUCCACAGCCAAAGACCCAACAGAUCCUUCUGCAGGUACUGGAGCGUUCUUAUCCCAAACACUACAAGCAGGAAUGCAGCAUGGAGCAGCUCAGGGACCUUGCUGAGCGUUUGGCCACUAAGUGGUCUGUCCUGCGUGGAUGUACAGCCUCAGAAUGUGUGAGAAUCUAUCUGACUGUGGCCCGCAAAUGGCCUCUGUUCGGGGCCAAACUUUUCAGUGCCAAGCCAUUGCUUCCCUCUUCACUGGAGCAGAUUCAGGUGUGGCUGGCGGUUAAUGAAGAUGGGCUUAGUGUUUUGGACUACACCAUGCACCCGGUAGCCACAUAUCCGUACCAGUCAGUCAUUACCUUUGGAGGCUGCAAGGAGGACUUCAUGGUUGUGGUUAGCCAGAUUAAGGACCAGGCUUUGGGAAAGAAGAUUGUGGAUAAACUUUUAUUUGCAAUGGCUAAACCAAAGAUCCUGGAACUGACUCUUCUCAUGGCUAGUUAUAUUAACUACUGGACCUCCACCUUACCAGGGGCUAGCAACCAGACACAAGGCUCUGCACUAGGGCCUCAAGGAGACAGGAAGUUUUGGGACAUAGACAGCAGACACUUCCCCUCAAUGACAUACACUACCAAAGGCCCCACUCUUCUUUAACAGUCUGGACACAUAGCUGACCUAUCGGAUAACCUACAUACACAAACAGAAAUGUGCACUUCAAACUCGUUUGAUCUGAAUUAAUUUAAUUAGGGAAAUGAUUCAAACUUUUUGUGUUGGAAAGAUCAAACCGUAAAUUGGGACUUAUUUAUUAUGUGAAGAGAUCAACUACUUGCAUACUCAUCAAAGUCCAAAAUACUAAAUCAUAAAUCACAAGGUGGGUUUACAAAUGGAGGCUCAUUGUAAGAUCACCCACAGAGUCAGUACAGCUCCAACUUGCAAAAAAAGCUAGUUUUUGAAGGAUUAGUUCUUUUAGACUUGAAGCCACAUUUAGGAAUUUUAAUUUGUGCAUUACAUUUCUCUUUUUGUUUUUCAGUUGUUUGUGCAGGACAUUUCUACUGUUUGAUGGUACAUUAUUUAAUGGUACUGCCAGUAAUUUGAACUGCAUAUGUUGAGAUUAAAUUACUCUAUUAUUUUUCUUGAUGGGUAAAGACAUACCAAUCAUCAUCUCUUUCACAAUUAAUGUCUACCUACAAGCAAGGUUACCAGUAUACAGUAUAAAAAGUCUUCUAUGGUAAAUAUUUCUUUAUAGCUCUUUCUUUCCAACUGUUGCUGGUAUAAUUUUAUUGAAAUGACCAGUUGGAACGGUGGAGGCAGAGAACUGUACUGACGUCUACUGGUAGUUUAACACGGUUAAAAAAAAAAAAAAUCACAUUUAUUGCUGUUUUUUUUUUUUUUUUUUUUUCAUAUUUCCAAGCAGCAAAUGACAGAAAAUGUAAUAAGUGAAUUUAUAGUUUUCUCUUAUAUGGUACGUUUUAUUUUUCUGUUGUACCACCAUACAUCAUGCUUAAUCUGAGCCAAACUGUUAAUAUGUCAAAAAAAUGUGUCUAGUUUUAAAUGGUUAGUUACAAGGGUACCGGGUACAGACACACAUUUCAUAUUUGCUCACUAGCCAUGGUCUUUCCUCUGUAAAAAUUCAUGGAACGCCCCAUGCCUUUCUCAACAUAAUGGAAUAUAUGCAGGACCAUAUAUUUUCCUUGAAUUUGUUGCAUGAGAAUUGUACAAUAGUUAUGAUUAUGAUAUCAUGAUAAUGUAUUUUUUACAUGUAGUUUAUUUUUUUUUUAUAGAUCUUUUAUUUGCCAUACAAAGACAUUGCAUGUUUUCAGCCACAGAAAAUAACUCUUUUUCAUGAAUCACAUUAACUCUUAAUGUUAACUAUUUUGCAAGAGCACAAAACAAAUUAACAAAUAUGUUUUAGCAAAAGAUAAUUUACAAAGCUUGUAAAGACUCUUGAUAUGGCAGUACAUUGAGAACUGGAGGACACGGCAGUGUGGAGAUUAGUUUUGAAAAAGAGCCAUAAUUACGAUACAAGUGACUUGAAUUGUUCUAUGAAUCCGAACCACUGUCUCUGUAUUUUGAAUAUUUAUUUUGUCAUGUUGUUUUUGAAACAUUGAAUUUUUAGUGUAACCAACUUGUUUUUAUAUAGUCAGGCUUAGUUCUUUUCUAUAGAAACCUUGAAGUGCUCUAAGUGGAUUAGGAAUAAUGUCACUUUUUCACUGCUAAAGUAGGCCAUAAAUGUGGUUGUGCAGACAUUAAGAGAUUAUACACUACAUGCAUAGAGAGAUAACUGGAAAUAAAACAUUUUUGCAAUGUGCUGCUGUGUUCUACCCAAGUUUUAGUAAAAGUUAGGAAGAACUUAUCAUUUUAAGGGUAAGCUCAGUGUUUAACCUUUACAAUACAAGCAAGAGAAUAAAUUAUAUUGCCCUUAUGCACAAUAUGAUUAUUCCUCUUUAUCAUUUGUGUAGAACACUUCUCCGUUUAAUCAUUUUAUUAAGAGGUUAUUUCUGGAUUUCCUCCAUCCAAGAAACUCUUUUUUCAAGUGGCAAACCUCUCUCUUUACACCCUAAGCAGUUAUAGUCAGGGAUUUUGUAAGGUCUCAGACAAAUUUUCUUACAGAACAGUUUGUUUAGUUUCACUUGUUCUUAUAUUGCAGAAAAAUUGAUUAAUAACUGAAGUAGUUUUGCUGGCCACUGUAUACGAAUAUAGACAGGGUGGGGUUUUCACUGCCCUCUCCCUCCAGGCAGGUCAAAGUGCUAAUGGCAUUUUCCUGCCAAUAGCCUGCUAUAAAUUCACAAUUGAAAAUUAAACAAGGGGAAAAACGUGUAUGUUCUAAGCUAACACAUUAAUAUGCUCAUUACUCAGCCAGACACUUUUAAGCAACUUCUAAUAUUGAAUUUGGAAAAGCCUGCUUUUCUUUGUAGCCUUCUGCUGAAAAUAAAUAAAUAAAUAAAUAAAAACUGUGGCUCACAACAUGGUUUGGA
Molecule: messenger RNA, 6916 nt
Organism: Myxocyprinus asiaticus (Chinese sucker)
Lineage: Eukaryota; Metazoa; Chordata; Actinopteri; Cypriniformes; Catostomidae
Product: pleckstrin homology domain-containing family H member 1
Exons: 30
Coding region: 297-4595 (1432 amino acids)
Cellular component (GO): cytoskeleton
Source: RefSeq, a predicted model, not a curated record